This is a messenger RNA of Erythranthe guttata (spotted monkey flower), 1236 nucleotides long. RefSeq names its product aspartic proteinase CDR1. Lineage: Eukaryota; Viridiplantae; Streptophyta; Magnoliopsida; Lamiales; Phrymaceae. Gene Ontology annotation, cellular component: extracellular region. The record is from RefSeq and is a predicted model, not a curated record.
AUGGUUACAAAAUCACCAUCUCUAGUGCUACUAUUAAUACUCCUAUUGCUGCUUCCUUAUUGCCACCAUUGCAAGGUUUUACAAUCCACAGCUUUAACCUUAAACCAUGUCCAAAACAACACACACACCAUUGCGAAAGAUCACUACACGUACCCUAAUUACAUAAUCCGUCCGCACAUCUCCCGUUACGGUUACAAGGUCCUAAUCGACGCAAGCAUCGGCACACCCCCGUCGAAAAAGACGUUCAUCUUCGACACGGCAAGCCCCAUCACGUGGACGCAAUGCACCCCGUGCACCAAAUGCUUCCCCCAAACGCUCCCUCUCUUUGACCCCAAGAAAUCGACCACCUACAAAAAGAUGACCAAGAAUCACAACCUCUCCGAUUUCUUCGACGACAGCAUGGAAUACGAGGCCCGGUACGUCUUCGGCCACUACUCCUCCGGCAUCAUGUCCCUCGACACCUUCACUUUCCCUUCCCACACCGGGUCCCCCGAGAUCCUAAGAAACUUCGUAUUCGGCUGCGCGAACAACAACGUCGGAGAUUGGCCCGAGAACACUCCCAUAACCGGAAUCAUGGGCAUGAACCGGUCCCCUCUCUCCUUAAUCGGUCAAAUGGGGUCGAGAGCGAUCCGACGUUUCUCUUACUGCUUGCCGAAGAUCAAUUCUCCGGUCAAGAGGACGGUUUUGAGAUUCGGGCCGGACGUCAAGAUACGAACGGGCCUACAGUGCACCAAGUUCUUGAAGAUCAAGACGAAUAUGUACGACGUCGCUUUGGAGGGCGUGAGCGUGUUGGGGCGCCGACUGAAAGUGCCAAAGGGGACUUUCUCCGGAGGGUGCCAGCUGGACACGGGAGCCUCCGGUAGUAGGAUCGACUCGCGGGCGUAUAAGAUGAUCAUCGACGUGCUAUCGCAGUACUUCGACAAGUUUAAACUGAAGAGGCUGACGGACCCCAUAUACGAAGGGCAGCUGUGCUACAACAAGAAACCGGGGUUCAAUAGUUAUCCGAACAUGACGUGGCACUUCAAAGCAUCCGGUUUGUGCAGAGGAGCGAAUGUUCAGAUCGGUGGCGACAGCUUGUUCGGACACGAAGGUAAUAUAUUUUGCAUGACGAUGUACGGGCUGCCCAAUAGGUCGAUUCUCGGGGCAUUUCAGAUGCAGAAUUAUAGGUUUGUGUAUGAUCUUGUUGGGGGACAGGUUUUAUUUGGUUCUGAGGAUUGCUCUAAGGACAAGCCUUGA